UGUUUCAGGUGUUAUCGAUGGCUCCUGAACAGCCAGGACCAGAGGAUGAGCCUGGAGUAGCCCUCAGUGCCAAUAAUUCUCUCGCCAUACCUGUCACACUGCUCUUAAUACCAAACAUAUUACUACAAUAGAAUGUGUAAUGUUUCAGGUGUUAUCGAUGGCUCCUGAACAGCCAGGACCAGAGGACGAGCCUGGAGUAGCCCUCAGUGCCAAUAAUUCUCUCGCCAUACCUGUCACACUGCUCUUAAUACCAAACAUAUUACUACAAUAGAAUGUGUAAUGUUUCAGGUGUUAUCGAUGGCUCCUGAACAGCCAGGACCAGAGGACGAGCCUGGAGUAGCCCUCAGUGCCAAUAAUUCUCUCGCCAUACCUGUCACACUGCUCUUAAUACCAAACACAUUACUACAAUAGAAUGUGUAAUGUUUCAGGUGUUAUCGAUGGCUCCUGAACGGCCAGGACCAGAGGAUGAGCCUGGAGUAGCCCUCAGUGCCAAUAAUUCUCUCGCCAUACCUGUCACACUGCUCUCAAUACCAAACACAUUAUUACACAUCAAGGAAGGAGAUGGGGCAUCUGAAGAGCGCUCAGAGAAGAGUGGUGAAGAUGAUGAUUUAACAUCUUUAACUUGGCUCCAAGACAAGAAUUUGCUCAAAGGUAUAAACUUGCGUACAAAUGGUACUGGCGUUCAGGAGUCGCCCACCAGUGACUAUGUGGAUGAUAGUGCGAGCGAACGAGACUCGACAUGUUCAAGCAUUAACUCUGCCAGUCCCACACCUCCCCCCACCACUGUGCCUGCUAUCAAGAACAAACAUCCACAUCAUAUUCCGUAUGAUCCACAGAUACAUACGACUUCAAAGCCUCCCUACUCUUUUUCGUGCCUAAUCUUUAUGGCCAUUGAAGAAGCUCCUGGUAAAGCUCUUCCGGUUAAGGAAAUUUAUGGAUGGAUUCUGGAACACUUUCCUUUCUACAAGAAUGCUCCUACUGGCUGGAAGAACAGUGUCAGACACAAUCUUUCCUUGAACAAGUGUUUCCGGAAAGUGGAUAAGGCUCCGGCUAAAAGAGUUCAGAGUAAUUUCUUACACAAAAAUUCUACUAUUAUGCUUCAGAACUUGGGAAAAGGCUCUCUAUGGAUGGUAGAUCCACUGUAUCGUUCUAAUCUCUUACAAGCACUGCAGAAAGCUCCAUACCAUCCUUGCACUUCUCUGGAUAAGGCGAACAGGACUCCACCAACUCCCACCAGCCCAGUACACAAGCCUGCAGUCCCCAAGGUGAAUGGCAGUAGCCGCCUACCUGAUCCCGAGUUGUUCCCGUACCUGGCCCGCCGCCUGGCCGCAGUGGAAGGCUCGGACCCUCUAGAUGAUGUGGACGCUGCUGCCGCCAUGCUGGAACUCAAACAUGGCCCCAACGCUAGAGCAAACAUCUCCAUGCGCAGAGCAGAUGAGUACCAUCGCAGGCUGGGAGCGCAUCUUGUACAAAAUACUCGUGGAGCUAAGAGAAAAAUAAAAAUUGAGGCUGGGGAUGCAAUGCUUAUCACUUCGUCACCUAGUGAAGAUCACACGUACAGCAGUGCCGAACCUUCUUCCACUACCACUGUCAAGAGUGAACCUGCUUCUCCAGAUGAAGCAUUUGCAGAAGGUUCUGAUUCAGACUCAAGCUGGAACUUACCUGUGAAGUUGGAAGUAGACUGCACUGAUAUAGAAGAGCAGCGGAAGAUAGCAGAGGGUGCUGAUGCACUGCUCAAUCUAGCAGGAAUAACAACACAACAGACUCCACCACCAACUCCUCUGAAAAAGCAAAAUGCUCCAUUUCGCCCGAGGCUGCUGCGAAAAACUCCCCCUGCCAAACACCGACGUAACGAGUCCGAUAUCAGUGGACUCAAGAACCGAUGGAAACCAGGUAUCAUUACAGAGAACAACAAUGUAAUUGAACAAGAUAGGAAACGUGACGAGUACCAACCUCCGACGAAAAUAAGAAGGAAAUCGUCGUCUGGCUCUGGUAAAAGUUUAGGCAAAUUUAAAAGGUAGGAGUAAUGUGAGGUCAUUCCAUUGAGCGUAGUCUUCUUUGUAGCGUGUUUAUUUCCAGGUGGUAGAAACGAAUUGUGAUGGGACUCAAGAAACAUAUGUUGUUUUUUAGGUAUCUAGCUUUAGCAAGCGUAUUUUUAUUGAUUUAACACAGUUGUUUUGUGGAUUGUUUUCUUCCAGUCACUAACGAAACCCAGUUAGUAGUACAAAGACGGUAGCUAUUCACAAUCUAGUUUGUCUGGUCUCAAUAUUGUUAUGACCAAUAAUAGCAAGUGAGCUUCCGCCUAACUUAUAUUUAAUAAAAGCUAUGCUUAGUAAUAGUUUGUGUGACAAUGAAGGUUAGAUCAUUUAAAAUGGAGUAUGUUAUUUCACAAAUUUUUAAUUUAAUUUAUGAAUUUUUUAAAUUUUUAGUGGGUGAUGAAUGCUUACAUUUCAAUUUGUUUUUAAAACUAUUAACAGAAGAAAUUACAUGAAGCUGUGUUCAGCAUUUAAACUUGAAUUAAAAAUAAAAUUAAUAAAUGUGAAUAUACUUAUGUUGGUAACAUUCUAGAUACUGGUAAGGGAGAUUGUAUUUUCUGAAAGUCUUCUACAGCAAAAUUGUCUCUCUCUCUCUCUCUCUCUCUCUCUUUUUUUUUACGAAGAAGUUCUUAAAAAUGUAUUUAUUUAGCAUAAAUACUUAUGCUUUAAUAGUAAAAUAUUUACUAUUAAGCAUAAGUAUUUUUUCCUAUUUUAUACAUUUUUGCGUACAUGUUAAGUUGCAAAUGUUUUCAUCUGACAGUGUAAUCAUCAUAACCUUAAGGUCUCAAUUUUUGUUGUUACUUUCUUAAUAAUUUUUAUAUUUAAAGAACUUGAAAUUAUAAAUAUAUAAAGAAACAAAUUUAUUUAUAAAGGGUGCCCUAAGAACACGUAAUAUGGUAACAUUGUAUUUGGAAUUCCUAAAAUAAGUAACUGUUUACAUAUUUUGAUACAAAAUUUAUUUUUACGGUUGAGAUAUUGAAAUGGAAUAAUACAAAAUUAAAAUAUAACUACAGAUUAACAAAAGUAGAAUUGUAAUUCUAGUACAUUGAAGUACAAAUAUAUUUUUUUCAAUGUCAUAUCAAGCAUUUAAAACAAAAUGUGAUUUACUUGUUUUAUUAUUUUUAAUACUUACAUGGAAUUGUUUUAGUAAAAUAUUUAAUUCCGUUAAUUUUGUGUGAUAACAGUUUUUUUUAAAUAUUGUAGUACUUUGUAAGAUUGUUUUUAUUCCCUAUAAAGCAAAACAUAUUGAAGUAGAAAUAUUACUGUAUUAGUGUAUCACCCUUGUUUUAUUUCUUGUAAUGUAAAAAAAUAAAUGAAUAAAAAAUUGUUUGUGCACGUUAUAUAUAAUAAACAUUAUUUAAGCAGGUUUUUAUUUAACGAAAGCACACAGCAUAUAUUGAGAAUUAUGUACCAAAUUGAAACAAUACUUUUUAAUGUUUUAGUACAUUAAAAUUUAAAACAUGUAACUGACUAGAUAAAACAGCCAGCUUACUAACAGAACAAGAAUAAACAGACAAGCGAGCUAACAUCUUCUGCUUUAUCAAUGAGCUAAUUCAAUACAUUGUGUACGUUCUAUUCAUUAAUUGUGACUUUGAUAUAACACUCCAACGAACGUCUCAGAAUUAGCAGAAUCCAUAAAAAUGCCAAUAUUAUAUCAUUUAGCUGAAGAAUUUAAUCAUGUAUAAGUGCAAGAUUUGUGUUUAUGCAUAAUUUUAUGGUUAAAAAACUGUGGGAUCUGCCCUCGAAAAUUUUUACACAUUAAAAACUAUACCAGGUAAAGUUGUAUAUAACCAUAAUAUUAAUGAAUCUGAUGUCUAAUUCAGAUGGGUAGAAGUAAAGAGGUAGGAAUAGUAAGCGUUCAUCACCCAGAUUUUUGUUGUGUAAAACUAAGUAGGAAUGAUCAGCAAUUUCUGUGUCUUAACUACACAAGUGUGAUGCCAAACAUAAGUGUGCUGUGUAUUUUUCUAUCACAAGUCUAUAGCAAUAACUCAUUCUGUCUAUGUACACAAGCUUUGUACACAGAGUUAUUUUCAGAUUUGGUAAUAACCAAAAUCAAAAAGGCAGUGUUUGAUGUGCUUUUCUAAUCAAAACACUUUCAAUAUUGUAAUUCAUUACGUUAUCCAUACAACAAUAAAUUUUGUAAUCAUUUUUACAUGACAUUUGUCUUUAUUUUACAGAACAUCUCUAUGAGUAUGUAUUUGAUUGUACGUUAUAUUAAUACAUUUUUGAAAUGUAAAUUCUUAAAUGACAAUAAUUGAGAUUUGAAAGAUACUUUAUUUUAUUCACAUGUUAAAAUGUGACCUCACGUUUUUGAAUUUUAAGAUGGAAAACAAAUAAGUGAUUUUAGAACUUUAAUUUCCAUAUUGGUUCCAUUACUACACUUUGUUGGUACAUUUUACGAUGGUCUGAGAUGAGCUGCAAACACCUUCUUUAAAUUUGAUUAGUUAAAUGAGCUUGGACCAAUUAAUGAGUGUUUUGUCAGACAAUUGUAAUGCUGGUACGAUUUGCCAGUACAGUGUAAAACUAUGCAAGACCUGUAGUCUAGCUGUCUUAACUAUAUAUGCAAUUUUCUAUAGGUAAUUUAACCAUCUGUGUUGGAAAGCAUAUUUUUAUAUUUAUGUAAUAUUAUGGAAUACAUAUUUUGGUAGUCUUAUUGUCAAGGCUUGUCUGGCAUUUGUAUGAUCUGUUGUAGACAACAUAUACUUGUUGUAUCGUCAUUAUUAUUUGACUUUUAACAUGUUAUGUUUGUGAAACUUAUUUUCAAUGAUACCACGUGUUAAUAGUAAUAUGUAAAGGAUAAUACAUAAGUCAACAAGAGAUUUCAAGAGUUCUUACAUGGUGUUGAAGAUAGUUUUCAAUUGUAAAAAGUUAUCUGCAUUUUGGUUUUAAGGUUAUGUAUAGUUUUGUCCUGUGACACCAAUAGAAACAUGUAAAUGGUGAGUGCCUCACCGGUCAGCAAUAAUGAACCAGUUUCCUGAUAACUGUAUAAUACUCUGAGAAAGUUGUUCUAAUUGUCUCUCUAGGUUAGUUUUAUUUUAGUUAGUAUUUUACAAAGGUGAUUGUAUUCAACUAUUUGUAGGUUUAUUUUUAUUUUGACCAUUAGUUUCUAUAUCUAUUGCAUUGUAGUAUUGAAUUUACAGGAUACAACAUGCACAUUAAUUACAGGUAAAAUAAUUGUUUAACAUAGUUAUAUUUUAUAAAGCACAGACAUGAUUUUAUGGACUGAUGUAUGACAGCUGAAUGAAUGUUUCACACCAGGCUAAAUGAAUAUUUUUAUUAUAUCAGCAUUAUUUUGUAAAAAUACCACUUUUGUUAUAGAUGAAAUGUUAUGCAGUGCCUGAAAAGUAUAAUUUUUUUAACUAACAAUCUGAAUUGACAUUAAUAUCUUACUAAAAUAGACCCUACUUAAUUAAUAAAUCAAAAUCAUACUCUCUCAUGCUCCCUUGUGUUCUUUUUCAAUUUUAAAAACACAAUUUUCUUUACGGUGAAUGGACUAUAAAGCUCUACUCUGGAAUUAAUUGUUUAUUACAUUUAAGUUUGAACAAAGAUACAGAUGUUUCUUAUUUUCUCUCUCUUUCUACAACUGCCUCCUUACUCCACUAAUCUGUGUUCCAGAACAUCAGUACUGGCUGAUCAGUGUUCAGUAUUUCUCGGUUUUGUUACUUAAAAUGUAAUACAGUGAAAUGAGGUAAAAAUUAUUAUUUUUUUAAUGAUACAUUAUUGUACAAAUUGCAUUAUCAGACUAUAAUUUGUAAAAAAUAGAACUAUAUCAACAAAUAAAAUAUUAACGUAUCAACAGAAUAUAAAUAAUCAUACUUUAUUAGAGUAAAAACCAUUUAAAUUGUAAGUGCAAAACAUUUUUUAAUAUUUAUUUGACUUUUAUACCCAUAUUAAUGAUUUAAAAGCAGCUCUAAUUCAUAGUUAUAACAACAGAAUGAACGCUGUUUGCACCAUUUGUGUGAGGAGCUACAGUCCAAGUCAUUCAUGAAUACUACAAUGCAGUAGAAUAUAAUUACAUUGUUUGAACCUGAUUGUGCCAAACUGUUGAAAUGAAUGUUGAUUAAUGAGAUACCAUGAGUUAUUACAUUAUGUGUAAGUUAUUCAAUGAUUCAGAGUUUAUUGUAUAAAUUGUUGUUAUACUUAAACAAUGUUUACUACUAGUAGUCUCCCAAUUUUGUUUCAGUGUCAGUUGGGCCACAAUACAAAACGAUAGUAUCAAUGGGAACAUACAUUAUGUGGGAGCAACAAUGAUAAACAUUACAUUUUUAGUAAUUAAUUAGUUACAUAGUGCAGCAAAUGGUUAAAAAUUAAACUAGGCAUUUUUUAUCUAUAUAAAUACAAAUUACAAAAAUGCUUGAAUUUUGUAUAAGUAUUUUUUUAACCUUUAGGAUGAAUUAUGGUUGCUAUUGAGUUUUGUGCACUAAAUGUGUUAAUUCUCCAAAAGUCCAGUCAAAAAGCCAAAGUGCCUAGCCUGUUACAUUUAAGUAUUUAAAUAAUAUUUUAACCCUUUCCACUUAUAAUCUUCUGUCAUUGUAUAAAGUACAUCCUAGAACUCCUUCCAAACAACCUCCCCUCUAAAAUCAUCUCGGCUCUGAAAUUCCUUGAUAAAGGAAGAUUUUUACUCGUCUUUAUCAACUUUAAUAGAAUUGAAUAUUAGUUCUUGACUGAAAAUCGUAAUUUCCAAUUAAUGCAAUUACACAAUUUUUGUCUGAUCUUAAUUCGCUAAUAACUGUGCAUAUUUAAUUAAAACAGUGAAAACUCACUUUGGAGUGGGUAUAACUGAACUUAAAUUAGAUAAAAGAACACCCUUUUCUGAUAAUACAAAAACUAAAGCAUAUCUGUUAAAUUAACACUGGUUAAGAUUAUGUUAACAAGGUUAGUAUGAUACUUAGUUUGUAUGAUGAUCAAUCUCCAGUCCCAUUGUAAAGUUAUCUUCACCAGACAUCAGUUUAUAAACAGUAAAGGCAGGCUUUGGCUUUUGUUAAUCGUAAUAAAACAUCAAAAACACACCAACGUUAAUUUAAUAUUAGCGUGUACUGGAAUCUAUGUAUUAAGUUGUCAAACAUUUUCCAAGCUAUAGGCUAGAAAAGAUUUGUGAUCAGUUUGAUUUUUCAAACUGCUUUUUAUUGUUUUUAUUUAUGUAUACAUUGUUCAAACUAAACCAGAUUUAAUUUUUACACCCCUUUAACAUUUUGUACCUGUUUUGAAUGCUCUUUGUACUUUUUUUGAUUAACCCCUUUCAAAUAUAAUAACAAUAUUAUGGUUACCUUACAUUUUGUAUGCUUCCCAUGUGUUCAGAUUUUGUAUUGCCAAACAUGAUGAAACAAAUUUGGCAACAAAUUUCCCAACUGACCACAAACAUCAAAUUAAAAUUAAGCGUCAUAUAGAAACAUACUUGCAACACAAGAUAAAAUACUCUUACCUUUUUUUCACCAUUUGGUAUUUAUUUUUUAAAUGUGUAUUAUUUUAAAAGAGUUAUCUGGUUUUUUUAAGAAUUUUCUAAACAGAUAUUGCAAAAUGUUUUGUUAAUUGAGUUAAGUGAAAAUAUAUAGGUGGGCAAAUUUGCUGAAAACAGCAGUUGUUGUAAAAAUAUCUUGCCCCGAUGUGGAAAUAGCCUUAACUAUCAAACUGUAGCCUAAUCAAAACUGAAAAAGGUAGAAGUAGUUACAAUGUUUUGAUUACAUUAUGUAAUAAAUUUUAGUGUUUUGUAGAUAGAUAAUUAGAGAAUCUUGACAAUCUUUUCUUAGGAGUUUGAUAUGAAAUGUAUACCAUUGACUGGUCCGUACUCCGUUCUUGUAGUUCUAUUCUUACCUAAGUUCCAAAUUUCCUGUGGGACUCGCCCUGUCUUCCUGCCCAGAUGCCAAAACCCUUCUUGUACAAAUGUACAUUAUAUAUUGUAAAUAUUGUUGAAACUGUUUAAUUUGUAAAUCUUAUACAAUAAUUACGUCUUUUAAAAAGACUUACAAUAAUGUUUGAACUUUUGUUUGGAUGAAUAACUGUGGUGGAAGUUAUUGAUUUUUCUGCGCUAUUUACACAACUUGUUAUUAGGGUCGUUAAUAUUAGAGCAUAUUUAUUAUAUUUUAAUUAAUAAUUGUGUACAGUAAAAUUUUCAUUUUUGUUAGCAUUUUCUUAUUUGAAUACUCUUUAAAGUUCAUUGAAUCUUUAAAACAAUUUUAAAAUUCUCAAUUGUUUUUAACUUAGGUUAAUUCUUUCUUUGUGGUUGUUUAUUUAGAUAAUUAUUUAUUAAAAUACUUUGAUGUAUAUUUUGUUACAGUUAUUUCUAAGCCCACUGUAUAUUUGCUUGAUAAUAUAACCUCCCAUUUUAACGAUGGUUUUAAAACGGAAAAUAGUUUUAGUUAGUUGGUUGUUAAAUGUAGUAGAUCUUAAGUAAUUAACUUAUUUAAAUAUUUUUGUUUGAGUACUUAAUACAACAAUGCAACACGUUAAAUUAGUAGAGAUUGAUAAGAGAAAAUGAAAAAUAAUGUAUCAUUGAAAUAUCACCAGUAGCUUUUGACAGUCUUUUUGUUGUGAGCUAAUACGCUUUCUGCUGUGUUGUGUUAUGUUUAGCAUUUACAAAUUCUCAUUUUAUGUCUUGCAUCAACCUUCAUAUUUUUUAUAUAAUUAGUCCAUAAUUGCGCACAUUGUUCAACGGAAAUAUUAACAUGUAAAACACAAAAUAUAAUUAAAGUUAAUUUUCAUGUUAAAGAGGCACUUGUACUUGUGCCAUCUUGAUUUUGUCCCAUAAAAAUCAAUUUUAUUCUAUAAACUAUUUUAAUACAUUAAUUUUGAUCAUAUAAUCUUAUGAGGUAUGUUGUUUAAAGUAUGAUUUGACUAAAAUGUCUGGUUCAUUUAAAAAAAGGCUUGUACUAAAGCAUUUUUGUAACUUGUAAGUUACGUCAGAAUGUUUUCAAAAUUUAGGCAUUUAUAUAUAUUUUUUUUUUUUUCGGUAAAUGUAUUAGACAAACUAAAAGGCAUUUAGAUCCUUAUAAAUUAUACAUUCAGUACAAGGCGUAUAUUGCAAAUAACACUAUGAUCAAAAUAAAGGGAAUAAAAAAAUCUAUAAUUUAACAUUGGUAGUUAUGAAACAAAACUCGGGUAAAGCAGUAUAACUGUUUCAAAAUUAUCCACAUACAUGUCAAUGUAGGCCUAUUGUACAUAAAAAUUUUACCAAUGCCAAAAUAGUGCAAGUAAUUUAGUCCAGUAGUAACAGCCUGAGGUUUGGACUAGAGAUAAUCAAUGUUCAACAGAAUCAUUACUGGAAUUGUACUUUCCUGGGUGAACAAAGCUGAGUACUAGACAAUUGUUGUAGGAAUAGUUUUUCUCCUAUGUAAAGCUCUCAAAUCUGCUGUUGUCCAGAUGUCUAUGGCUGGGGAAUAAUAAUAACCCUGGGGUGGAUUUCAGUUAAGAUAUCAAAGUUAUUUGGCUUCUUUGAAACCUCAGUAGUGCUUUAGAAUGCUUUCUUCUUUCCCGUCUUAUAAAUGAAUAGUAAAACUAGAACAAUUCAGAUCACUUGAUUGAAGAGCUACACCACACUACAGGUUUUUGUCAAGCCAUUUUAUGCAAUGAUGGGCUAGGCGUUGCUCUUACAGUUUUCACUGUCCUCGGUUUGAUACUGGACAGGUUGUAAUGCUUGUGUAAAUCAUCGUUACAUCGACCUUACAUUCUGAUUCCUAGUAUGCAUUAACAAUAUGGGUGACCUCUGUUUCACUUCAAUCCUGAAUAGGAUUUAUUUUGUUCAGACUCGAGUUAACAAGAGGAAGGUGAUGAUAUGUUCAGUACCAGGCUGGUUGUCAUUUGUCAGAGACUGCCUCUCACAUGAUCCAGGUAGUUGCCGCAAAUUGUAUGCAACAUGGUAGCUGCAACCUGUAUCUGAUGCUUAUUGGAUUGUGGGAUAAUGUUUUAAUACUGAUAAAAACGCUGUGUUUACUAUGGUCUGUAAAAUUGAUAAGGACUUACCGUCUCAUGUAAAUUUUUCAAGCAUCAUUAGCAAGUGUGGAGUCCCUGUUGUAACAAAAGGAAAUAUUAUCAUCUUAGGCAUCGAAUUCUUGGUAGGUUUCCACUUAGCUUAGUGGAAUCAUCAUGUCGGUUCUGCCUUGAAGCUGUAUGAACUUCACUUGAUGAACCAGAAUAGUUAUCCUCCAUAUCUCUCAAUUGUGGGGGACAGGUGAUUAGAAGACAAUGUUGUGAGUACUAGUGCUAUUUCUUUGCUUUACUUUUCUACUUACAUACAUUUUGUAUGCCACUAUGUUCAUGUGGCUAGGAAUUUUUAAACAGAAAAAGAACGAGAGCCACCAGGAAGGAAAGUCAAAGCAGGAGGAUAAAAGCUCGAGAAGACUGCAUUCUCCCAGUCAAGCAAUUUUUGGGAUCUUGUCACACAUCUUUUCAAAAGAACGAGACCCACCAGGAAGGAAAGUCAAAGUAGGAGAAUAAAAGCUCGAGAAGACUGCAUUCUCCCAGUCAAGCAAUUUUUGGGAUCUUGUCACACAUUUAGCUAAAUCAAUUUUCAUAAAACAUCAAGUUUACUAAUAUAGAUUCCCCCUUAAAAGUCUGCUGAUCGCCGAGGAUAAAAAUUAGGAGAAAAGUAACUGGUAUGGUUGUAGGAUUGGAUAAGUAAACAAUUUUGUCUUGGAAUUAUAAUUCCAAAAUCCAUAACUUUUAUACUGUAGUCCUCAUGCAGCAGAACUUAAGCUGUACCUGCUGAGCUUUACAUAGGUGAAAACUAUGCUGUUCAUAAAUUUUGAAUGCCUGAAUUUUAUUUCAUUAGUGAGAGAUACAUAAUCAAAACUAAUAUUGAAUUAACAAUGUAAUUGAAUGUCAGUGGACUUUAACUUUAUAUACACGUAUUGGAAGCAGAUUGGGAUUUCAGUUAAAACCAGUGGUUAGACUUUAAAAUGUGUAACAAAUCCAUAAUUGGAGAUUCAUAUGUUUAUUUAAAAUAUAGGACUAUUCAAAUUAUAAUAUGAAGUGUGUUCAUUUGUGCUGUUCAUAUGUUGGUUCACUUUUUCCUGCAUUCGGAUCUAUGUGAAUUUCUUUAAGUAACUUGCUACUAAUUUGUUGAAAAACAUUAAUUUAAAGUCGUUAUCCUUUAUAAUCCAUUAGCUUUGUUUUAUAAACAUAAAACCAUGAAAUUGUGGUUUAAGAAUAUAUUGACAGCAUUACUUCAAAAUCAAAUGUUUUAAGACUAUUAGGUCACUAAAUAGAUUUUUUGUCAAAAUCUGUUUAUUUUACCCUGAUAAUAAAAGUUGACUUUCAACAUUAAAAUAUAUAUUCAUAUAAAAGUUCUAGACUUACCUAAACAGUUGUAUUUGUGCACACUUUUAUGUAGGUAGCUAUAAAAAGGACUUUGUGUUUAAGGGAAUGUUUAUAAAAAUGUGCACAGUUAGCGAUUUUUUAAAUUCCUACUUUAAAAUAAUGUCUAUUUUUUAUAUAAAUUCAUCAGAGUAAAACACAAGUGUUAUUUUUUUGUUUUAUUUAACACAUUCUUCAAUAUGAAUGUUUGUGGUUAAUAUUUAAACGUGCUUCUUAAUUAUUUAUAUUGCUAUGAAAAUUUCACUUAAAUUAUCGCAACUGUAUUAGUAUAGGCUAAAUUGACACUUAUGAACAUUACUUUUUAUAGGCUGAGUAUCAGGAUAAAAUAAAAUAAAAUCCAUUUCGUGGCCAAAGCUCUUAAAAGAUAAAUUCUAGUUGUUUAUAAGAUUCUAAAUUCUAUCUAUUGUCAAUUGCUGUUUCUUAAAUACCAUAUAAAGCAAACUAUUCUUCUAUAAACCUAUUGUCUUCCAAAUAAUAACAUUUAAAAUGCCCCAAAACAGUUGGCAUCUUUAUUCCAAUUGCCCAUAGAAGGUAGAUUAGAUUUAUCUUUUUACUGUACAAUGCCAAGCUUGGCACUUAGUAUUCUAAAUAUGUGUUCACAUCAUGUAAAUAGUUAAAUUUUUGAUUUGGGCUUCUGUAAGUCUCUGGACAGUAGCUAUUCUGUUAUGUCCAGAGAGAUAGUGAUGAAAUUAUUAAAUAAAGCAAUAAUUAUUAUGUAACUAUCGUAAUAUUUAUAAGACUUGUUUGUUUCUCUUAGUAUAUAUAUAAAUAUAUAAUGAAAUAUAAAUAUUACAUUUAGA
Messenger RNA from Homalodisca vitripennis (glassy-winged sharpshooter), 12145 nucleotides. RefSeq names its product forkhead box protein N3-like. Gene Ontology annotation, cellular component: nucleus. The record is from RefSeq and is a predicted model, not a curated record. The coding region runs from base 420 to 2021 and encodes 533 amino acids. Gene Ontology annotation, biological process: regulation of DNA-templated transcription. The transcript has 9 exons. Lineage: Eukaryota; Metazoa; Arthropoda; Insecta; Hemiptera; Cicadellidae. Gene Ontology annotation, molecular function: DNA-binding transcription factor activity; cis-regulatory region sequence-specific DNA binding.